Chironomus riparius is the source of this 980-nucleotide messenger RNA. NCBI's taxonomy places the organism in Eukaryota, Metazoa, Arthropoda, Insecta, Diptera, Chironomidae. The record is from the annotation of a GenBank genome assembly.
AUUGUUUUUGAGACCUUCGUGGAUUCAACAUCGAUGUUGGUUAAAUAUAAAAGUAGUUAUAAGAAAAAUUAAAUUAUGAACAAUUUACAAAGCAAUUCACUGGGAAAUCUUCAAACUCGAGGAAAUUUAAGAGUCGCACAGCCAACAGUAGUUGAACCAGUAGUUUAUAGAAGUAACCAAAGUAUUAUUACAUCAUAUGGCACAACACCAAGUGUAUCAACGAUUGAAAUAGCGUCAUCACAAUCAACGCUAUCAUCUUAUCUUCACAAGUCCGGUAUUAGCUCACUUAAUGACAUUCCGAGUUGUCAUAUUCAUCAAGUAUUUGAGAUUAACGACACCCUUCCUUCUGGUUCUGAAAAUCGCUUUACAAUUAAAACUCAUGACAACGAGUCAAUAUUUUUAGCAUCAGAAGGAUCCACACCUCGUGAUCGAUUGCUUUGGGGAAGUUCACGAUCAUUUAUGAUGCACUUAAUGGACAAGCAAUAUCAAGAAGCUCUUACAAUGAGACGAGAUUUUGGGUGUCGACUUUUUUGUUUACCAAUGAAACUGCAGUCACUUGAAGUGUGGCUUAAUCCAGGAAUAUUGCUUGGAAUUGUUCAAGAGAAAUUUUCAUUGAAGGAUAGAUUAAUUGUGAUUGAAAGUGAGAGGGGACAGGAAAUGUUCAAAGUAAGGAUAUCAUUAGGCCAUUCCAUUUGUAUGCCAAAGGAAUAUCAUUUUAGGAUUAUGACAGCAGAUGAACAACAACAAGCCGGAACAAUAACACGUCAGUGGAAUACAGAUAUAAACAGCUAUACAAUUAACAUUUAUUUUGCGGACACAGGCAUGGAUCCAAAGAUUAAAUCAUUAUUUUUAGGGUUAGGAUUUUUACUUGAGUAUCUUUAUUUCCAAGGAAGGAGCUGUUGCUGAAAAUAUGAAACUUAUUUUACCAUUUUAUUUUAUUUUCAUAUUAUAAAGUGCAAUAAACUUAUUUUUAUAAUCUA